Molecule: messenger RNA, 3817 nt
Organism: Gadus macrocephalus (Pacific cod)
Lineage: Eukaryota; Metazoa; Chordata; Actinopteri; Gadiformes; Gadidae
Gene: traf3ip2l
Product: TRAF3 interacting protein 2-like
Exons: 10
Coding region: 1503-2813 (436 amino acids)
Biological process (GO): humoral immune response; positive regulation of canonical NF-kappaB signal transduction
Source: RefSeq, a predicted model, not a curated record
GUCUAAAUCUUUUAAAAGCUGAAAUGAACUCCGAAAAAUAUAUAUGCGUAGGCCUACAUCGACUAAAUUGUUAACCCACAUUUAAGUAUAGUAUGUUUUUGAACGUGCACUGAACGCCAGCGAAACCCAAUACGUAUUCCGUUGGCAGGCUGGUGUAGUAGCAGGCUAUAUUUACCAUAUAGGACGGACGGAGGGGUGGAGCUACAACUGAACUGGGCGUGCAAAGUUAAUGUUGUGUGACGUAAGCACCGCUCCUCCAAAUUCUACACAUUGAAUUGAUCUGGAAGCAACUGAUAAAAAUGAAAGACUGAAUUUUGGCAGCAAGGCGAAUCAGGACUCACGUUUUUUCUGGUUCGACUCUACUUGGAAUCACCUGCUCUCUGAUGAGGCGAUACAGCGCGUCGUAGCCUACCUGUUGGACCCACGAGGAAGUCUAGAGGUAAAGGCGCCGAUGACUAUUGUGCCGAUCAAGUUGUUUAUGAGAUACAUCGUUUUUCUUGUGAUGAACUAUUUUACUCUUUGGGAUGUGCGUUAACCUACUUCUAGUUCGGUUAAUAGCCUUAUUCAUAAGGCUUAAUGCAUUUAUGAAAACCGUAUGCGCCUAUUAAUGCAGGGCUGAUGAUACAUCAUAGGCGGCAGGGACCUGACAGUGGUCAAAUUUGUGAAAUGUUGACAAAGUUUGUCAUAUCGUGAUUGUGAUCCAGGUUGCGUGUCUGCAGAGGUGGGGGAUUUCUGUUCCUCCGUUUGCACUUUUAAGCGAGAAGAUGGCGAGAAGAUGAGAUACAGGAUGUCAACAAAUUAUGCUACGUCUGAAACUGAAUUCAAAGAAACAUCAGUCACAACGUUGUUUCUUUGAAAUUUGGAAACGGCGUUAAACUUUUAAAAGUGAAGAAUUUGCACCAAAUUGUCUUAGACUGAAUUGCGGUCAUAUUAUAGGUUACAGGCUUUACCUGUUGGUUGGUCUGAACUCUCAGGGAGGGGGAGGGCUGGGAGCUGUCACCAUGUCACCCAUUAUCACAGCUCAUCUUCGUUCUUUUAGUGCUUGGUCUUCCAUAAUUUCCACUUCUCUCGUCAUGUGCUCGCCAAUGAACGUUGAAUGCAUACAUUUCAAACCGUACUUCAAUGGCUUCACACCAAUCCUGCAAUUACAAGACAACGCGUGAAUUCAACCGAAAUCUCUUGACUUUACCUAUAGAACCAUUUAAGGCUCAUUAAUAGGCUCCCAUUGAUGCGCAUAUUUUACGUGCUUAUAUAAUAAAGGUAGCAGACACCUUCCACAUGUGUGUUCCUGUUGCUAAAUUAGAACAAAUAUUAUUUUGCUGUAAAGUUAAUUUUCAUAUCGACCCCUCUGGCCAGUAAAGGGUUUUGCUGAUUGACCUGGACACACAUGGAUGUUCGACGGGAAAUCCCUGAUUAUGUUGUCUUCACCUGUCUGUCCCACCUCAUCACCCAAUAGGUAAUUCAAGAUACCAGUUUUCUCGGCACCUGCACGGUCGAGUGCAAUGCUUCACUUUCCAUUUAAAAGUGUUAUCGACCAUAAAAUAGAAGGUCAUGCAUGUAGCACCAGACGCCCCAACACACCGCAGGAGGACGACGAGACCAUGAGCCAGCUCCAGAGUGAGGGCGGGACCGCCCCGGGCCCCGCCUCCCGCCCCUCCCACGCUCAUCACGGCAACGGGUGCGACGGCGACCCCAAACACCCCGCCCACCACCCCGCCCACUUCCUGUCGGAGUUGUACUGCAGCUCCUACCCGCCGGCCCACCACCCGCACCAGCCUCACCCCCACCACCCCACGCCGUUCCCCAGCCGCGCGCCGGACAGCUCCUGGGGGCCCGGUACCCACCCCAGCUACGCCAGCAGCGGCUGGAGCGGCGCCGGGUUCCCGGGUCGCCCGGCCAACUCCUGUCUCAGCGGCAAAGAUUUCUCCCGCCAGUCGGGGGAGAGCGCUUUGUACUCGGCGGACAAUAGCUCCUCGCUGCCGGGCCGCUACAGCCCCAGCAUGGGCAGCCUGGAGCAGCCGUACUCGCUGCACUCCAACCACCCCUCGCCAGAGCUCUACCACCACACCAUGUCCCCCUACUACUGCCAGCCGCCGGGGCCCGCCUGCUGGGCCCAGUGCCCCCCAGAGGCCUUCAAGAGGGGGCCUGCCUUCGCCCACCAGAUGCCCAUGCUGGUACCCCACCUGCCCUACGCGCCCUUCUAUCCGAAUGACACCAGAGCUCGAGGAGUUGGUGGCAUGGACCAUCCCAACGACCCAGCUAAAAAGGAGAAUACAUCCAAUAGCAGCCAACUAUCCCCAGAACAGAGGAAGGUGUUUGUAACAUACGAAGCUGACAAUGAAGAACACGUCAACAAGGUCAUCAACUUUGUUGCCCUGUUGCGACACAACGGCUUUGACACACACAUCGACAUGUUCGAGCAGCAGUUCAGGAGCAUCAGCAAGAUAGACUUCAUGGAGCGCUAUCUUAGCGAGAAGGAAUAUCUGAUCAUCAUCAUCAUCAGUCCAAAGUACUACGACACGGUCAGUGCCUCUCCGUUUGGCCUGGAGAAUGACGAGAGGACCCUCAACACGGUCUACAUCCACAAGCAGUUACAGAAUGAAUUCAUCCAAAAUGGCAGCAAGAAUUUUAGAUUCAUUCCCAUCAUUUUCCCAGGGGGCAGAAAGUGCCACGUUCCCACCUGGCUGCAGAACACUCACGUGUUCAGCUGGCCUCGCGACCUGGACGACAUCAUCCGGCGGCUGAUGAGAGUGGAGAAGUACAAUCCCCCCGGCCUUGGGCCGCUGCCCACCAUCAUCUCCAGACCCAUCUAGACCUACCCUCACCUCCAGACCUACCCUCACCUCCAGACUUACCGUCACCUCCAGACCUACCCUCACCUCCAGACCUCCAGACCCAUCUAGACCUACCGUCACCUCCAAACCUACCGUCACCUCCAGACCCAUCCAGACCUACCGUCACCUCCAGACCUACCGUCACCUCCAGACCCAUCUAGACCUACCGUCACCUCCAGACCUACCGUCACCUCCAGACCUACCGUCACCUCCAGACCCAUCUAGACCUACCGUCACCUCCAGACCUACCGUCACCUCCAGACCCAUCCAGACCUACCGUCACCUCCAGACCUACCGUCACCUCCAGACCCAUCCAGACCUACCGUCACCUCCAGACCUACCGUCACCUCCAGACCUACCGUCACCUCCAGACCUACCGUCACCUCCAGACCCACCGUCACCUCCAGACCCAUCUAGACCCACCGUCACCUCCAGACCUACCCUCACCUCCAGACCUACCGUCACCUCCAGACCCAUCCAGAGCUACCCUCACCUCCAGACCUCCAGACCCAUCUAGACCUACCGUCACCUCCAGACCUACCGUCACCUCCAGACCCAUCCAGACCUACCGUCACCUCCAGACCCAUCUAGACCCACCGUCACCUCCAGACCUACCCUCACCUCCAGACCUACCGUCACCUCCAGACCCAUCCAGAGCUACCCUCACCUCCAGACCUACCGUCACCUCCAGAACUACCCUCACCUCCAGACCUACCGUCACCUCCAGAACUACCCUCACCUCCAGACUAGGGCUGGGUGAUUAAUGGAAUUUUGAUCGCGAUUUCGAUUUUAGCGUCAAACGAUCACAAAAUUAACAUAAUCGAGUUUUUCGUUUAUUUUUAUUUUUUAUUAUUUUUAUUUAACGUUUUAUAGAAAGGGCAGAACAGCUGUAUACAUAUCUGUAUAUUAUUUUAGAUUAGAACAUUUUCUUUUUGACCAUUUUGUGUUUUUUUUAAGGCGAAAUUUCCAAGUUCUGUUACAAA